Messenger RNA from Myodes glareolus (Bank vole), 987 nucleotides. It is a transcript of the gene Cimip2b, whose product is annotated as ciliary microtubule inner protein 2B. The record is from RefSeq and is a predicted model, not a curated record. Lineage: Eukaryota; Metazoa; Chordata; Mammalia; Rodentia; Cricetidae.
CAGCCCCACCCCUUCCUCUAGCUCCAUAGCCCUGGACACAGUACACACGGCCCAGAGUCCCUCCUGGAAGGGAAAUAAAAGGAACUGUUUCGGUUCCCAUGGCUGUGGUCAACAUCGACAUUCCAGGACUCAGCCCUCGGAAUCCUCAUUAUAUUCCAGGGUACACUGGACACUGCCCACUACUUCGGUACAGCAUGGGCCAGACCUACGGGCAGGUGACCGGUCAGCUACUUCGAGGCCCUCCUGGCCUAGCCUGGCCUCCUGCUCACCGCAAGCUUCUGCCUCCCAUUGAGUCUCCAAGAUCUCCUGGGAUUUCCAGUGGGAGGCUACCUCCCAGGCAUGGGCAUGAAAGGCUCAGCUCCAGCAUAGUCCCUGGGUAUACAGGUUUUAUACCACAGGCACAGUUCAUGUUUGCCAAGAAUUGCAACCAGGUUUGGGCUGAAGCUAUGAACAACUUUACUCAAAGGCAUGGGCAGGAGGAGAGUCAUGAGCUGUCAAAGGAGGCCAAGGGAGGAAAAGAGGCCGAGAAAGACCAAGGGCCUGAGGCAGAGGAGCCGGAGCUGAAGCAGGAGGUGGCCCAAACAUCCCCCUACUCCAUGGAUGACACAGAUCCCCAGAAAUUCUUCAUGUCAGGCUUCACUGGCUAUGUGCCCCGUGCCCGCUUCCUCUUUGGCGCUAGCUUUCCCGUGCUCACCAACCAGGCACUGCAGGAAUUUGGGCAGAAGUGCUCAAAGGGCAGAGUGCAGAAGGAUCCCAAACCUCUUUCUCCACUCCCCAGGCCCAACUUCCAAAACCUGGGUCUCCUUCCUCACUAUGGUGGUUACGUGCCAGGGUAUAAGUUCCAGUUUGGUGGUACAUUUGGACACCUCACCCAUGAUGCUCUGGGCCUUGGCACCACUCAGAAACAGCUCCUGGCUUAAGUACCAGGAUUUCAAGGUCUCUCUUUUUGUCCUAUCCUAUCUUUUUGGAAAGAAGAGAGGCAGGUAG